Messenger RNA from Chenopodium quinoa (quinoa), 1179 nucleotides. Its product is annotated as calcium/calmodulin-regulated receptor-like kinase 1. The coding region runs from base 511 to 1179 and encodes 222 amino acids. The transcript is spliced from 4 exons. Gene Ontology annotation, biological process: protein phosphorylation. Gene Ontology annotation, molecular function: protein kinase activity; ATP binding. Lineage: Eukaryota; Viridiplantae; Streptophyta; Magnoliopsida; Caryophyllales; Amaranthaceae. The record is from RefSeq and is a predicted model, not a curated record.
GGGUUAUUCGAAGUUGGAAAAUUGAACUAUUGGUUAUACAAAGUCGAAGAAUUUAACGUAAUUUUUGGAGUCUUGUGCAGGUUUCUUUUUUUUCGAUGUUCAGAGAGACAUAAAGAGCAAUGAUAUAAAUUGAAAUGAUGACCGGGUUACGGAAUGCACAUUGUGGAUUUGUGGUACAAUCGUAUAAGUGUUGUGAUAUGUUUUGUUGAUGAUGUUAUCAGGGAGAUGAUUUGUGUGUUAGCUACUACUACAUUGACAGUGAGCUCAAUGCUUAUGCCAUAUCUUCUGCUCAGGUCAACUGCUUAGCUUGCUUAUCUAUUUUUAUACAACUAUUGUACGAAUACACAAAGGAAGUACGGAAUUAUGUUGAGUACAUUUGAUAAUUCGGUUCCAUGGAAAGUCGAAAAACCUUUAAACUGUUGCCAUGCUUCGGUGAUUGUAAGUUGUAAUUGCUUUGUGUAAAUGGAUCAUUUGGUAAAAAAAAAAUAAAUAAAAAAAUAAGUUGUUUGGAUGAACUAUUUUAAUGUUAAUUUGUUUUAUGGAAUGAGUGUUACCCUUGGCCCUAAAUCUCCAAGACGAUACAGAAAAAGUGUCAGUGGGAUGUCUUUGUGGCUUGACGGCUUUAAGAGAAGUAAUGUUGUUUCUGCAUCUGGUAUACUUGAGUUUGCUUACAGGGAUUUGCAGAAGGCGACUCAGAAUUUCACAACAUUGGUUGGCCAGGGUGCAUAUGGUCCUGUGUACAAAGCUCAAAUGUCAACUGGUGAAAUAGUUGCUGUGAAGGUGCUGGCAACUGAUUCAAAGCAAGGGGAGCGAGAAUUUGAAACACAGGUAAUGUCAUAUUUUAAUCAGUGCAGCUUCUUAGCGGCAUUUAAUCUAUACCAAGGUUCAUCCUUAGAUGUCCUGUGUGGUAGACAAGUUGCUGUCUCUUUUUAUGCUGUUAAGCUGUUAGGAAGGUUGCAUCACAGGAACCUCUUGAAUUUGCUUGGAAAUUUUUUAGGUGAGCUGCCAUCGGCAAUGAGGACAGCAGCUUGGGUGGGGAAAUGGCAUUUGAUACUACAAAGACAAACACCAUUGCCACCAAUGUCACUGUGCUCUGCUCUGCAUCAGUUUUGCAUUCUUGCCACCCUUGAAGUCCUGAGUUCUAUUAGUUUUUGUAUACUGUCAGACAGCAUAUGUUAA